Messenger RNA from Helianthus annuus (common sunflower), 1201 nucleotides. Its product is annotated as nucleoporin GLE1. The transcript has 7 exons. The record is from RefSeq and is a predicted model, not a curated record. NCBI's taxonomy places the organism in Eukaryota, Viridiplantae, Streptophyta, Magnoliopsida, Asterales, Asteraceae. The coding region runs from base 233 to 1132 and encodes 299 amino acids.
CCGCUGAUUGUGUUUUGGCGCUAUACCUCCCAUCUCUUUCGCUGUUCUAUACUUGGCGGACGGUGUGGUGGUUUUAGGUGGUUUCCCUCUUUGUUUCAGAGCGACAACUUGCUGCUACAAUUCAAAGUUCGAUCAAAACUGGGCUGAGGACUGUGCGACUGCUACUAGUGGUUUUCCACCAUCGGUAGGCUCUGAGUUGGUGGUUUUUGGUGGUGCUCCUUUACAACAGACUAUGUAUAGAUGGGAUCCAAAAGCACACCAGAGCAUACGUCAUUCGUUUAUUUGUGUGCUCAAGGAUCGAUUUAGAGGCAUAAUGAGCGAUAUGAGGAAAAGUUCUAAAAACAAAGCUUUAAAGGCGAGGGAACGUAUUCCCGAUGACGGAUAUAAUUUUGAGAUACAAUGCAAAUAUCCGCCCAAUGGAGUGCCUCGUAGGAAAUGGGAACGUAUGUGUAUGUCUUGGAACACUAAAGAUUGGGAAAAGAAGUCCAAAGUAGGGAGAGAAAACCGGAAGAAUGACUUAUGUCGUCAUACAGGCGGGUCCAAAGGGUUUGACAAACACCGUCGCAACUUGGAAAAAAUAAAGGGUAAAAAGGUUGGAUUCGCGGAAGUAUUACUUCAUACCCACGCCACCAAAGAGUGUAAAAAGAGAUUAAAUGAUGGGGAGAUCAAUGCAAAUGACUAUAAUAAGUUACAGUUUGUUACCGAUCGUUCAAAACGUUCAUAUGUCUCUUAUAUGAAAAAACUUGAAAAUAAGUAUGGGAACACGGAUUGCGAUGAUAUGGAAGUGUGGGAGAGUCUGCAUCCCGAGUGUCAGGGUCGUCAGUUGUUUGGGGUAGGAUCUUCUGAUCCACAUUUUGUGUUGACUGGAACAACAUCUUCCACAGCUAGUGUGUCAGAUACCCGACAAUUGGAUGAGCUCCAAAAAGUUCAAGCUGAACUAGAAAAGGAACGAGAGGCUCGACAAAACAUUGAAGCCCGUUUUGAACAAUUUGAACAAGAGCGGGAACAAGAAAGGGUUGAACGUGAACGAGAGCGGGAACAAGAACGUGUUGAACGUGAACGAGAGCGGUCCGAACAUGCUCGAUGGCAGAAAUACAUGGAAGCAAAGUUUAAUAAAUUCGGAAAAAAGUAAUUUUUUUUAUGUAUGUUAAAGAUCAUGUUAGUUUUGUUACAAAAACGUGCAUUUUGUUUUUUAUUCUAA